UGUUAAGUGACCUUAAACUUUUGAACAACAGUUUAAAUAAUUUUUAAUUAAUUUAAUACAUUUUAUUACAGUUCUACAUUGUAUGUGUACAUUAAUGAGAAUGAGAUAUUGCUGUAAAUUUUAUAAGCUGUGUUCAACUUCCAUUCAAAAGAAGAACUGCAAAGGUUUUUAAAGAAUAUAGCACAAAAACAUAUGUGAGCAGAUACCUGAACCAAACACUAGAGGCCGUCUUGUCAACAACUAUUCCACACCGGAACGAAAACAAGACCACACUGGCAGCGUCACUUCCGGUCUAGGACUAUCGCGUGUGAUAAAAUGGCAACACCGAGCGGUAGCACAUCCAAGCGUUUAGUCCAAUAUGUUAUCGUGCGCGCAGACCUGAUACACACUUUAUCGUGGCCUUUAGGUGCUGUUAUAACUCAAGCUUGUCACGCGGCCACUGCAGCCAUUCAUUUAAACUACAAUGACCCCGACACUCAGGAAUAUCUGGGAGAACUGGACAGCAUGCACAAAGUGGUGCUUCAGGCACCAGACGAGGCGUCCCUCUGCACCCUUUCAAAUACUCUGAGCGAAAAAGCGAUAGCGCAUAAACUAUGGAUGGAGCAGCCCGAGAAUAUUCCUACGUGUUUGGCUUUGAAGCCCUACCCUAAAGACACUGUGCACCCCUUUCUAAAAAAGUUUAAACUUUUCAAGUGAUAAAGCUAAGCUUAGAAAUAAAGACUUGCCCCCGUAAUGGCAUGUUGCAAAAUUAAUAAUCAUGGCAUGGUUUGUAUAAACACGAGUACGUUUGUGUCAAGUGCAAUUUUAGCUGUGGAUUCCCGUCAACUUGAUGUCAUGUAGAGUUCAGCAGCUGCUGCACAACAAGAGCAUAUGAAAGGCCAUCUUGCCACAUCAUGGAUUUAACUCCACAUUUGUCUUCUGUUAUUAAAAUCAUAAUGCCAAUAGGUCUCUAGCAUAGAGAGAAAAUAUUUAAUAUAAAUGCAAACUACAACAUCUUAUUUGUGUCUGUAAAAACCCUUAUGUUUUAAAGCUAACAGAUGAUACAGUGUUUCACAUUUGCAUAAUAAAACAUUG
This is a messenger RNA of Paramisgurnus dabryanus, 1074 nucleotides long. RefSeq names its product peptidyl-tRNA hydrolase domain containing 1 (gene ptrhd1). The record is from RefSeq and is a predicted model, not a curated record. NCBI's taxonomy places the organism in Eukaryota, Metazoa, Chordata, Actinopteri, Cypriniformes, Cobitidae. Gene Ontology annotation, molecular function: peptidyl-tRNA hydrolase activity.